ACAGAGAGCGCGUUUAAUGGACGACAAUAAUACCUGUAACGUGUUGGAGUCUCUGGUUGGAGUUCAUUUUCUUGUUUGAAUUUCGAUAGAAAAUAGUGAUUUUAUCGCCUCUGUGUUUCUGUCUUCGGAGGGCAAGUAGAUUUAAAAAUGGGGAAGGCAGAAUUUUUAAGCCCUAAAGCGAUCGGCAAUAGGAUAAAAGCCAAAGGUCUUCAAAAACUACGGUGGUAUUGUCAAAUGUGCCAAAAACAGUGCCGAGAUGAGAAUGGUUUCAAGUGUCACUGUAUGUCCGAGUCUCACCAGAGACAGCUCUUAUUGGCCUCGGAGGACCCGAACCAGUUCAUGGAUUACUUCUCUGAGGAAUUCAAGCAUGACUUCGUGGAGCUCCUCAGAAGACGUUUUGGGACCAAGCGAGUACACAACAACAUUGUCUACAAUGAGUACAUCAGUGACAGAGAGCACAUCCACAUGAACUCCACCCAGUGGGAGACACUGACAGACUUUACAAAAUGGCUUGGAAAGAAAGGUUACUGUAAAGUGGACGAGACGCCCAAAGGGUGGUACAUCCAGUACAUCGACCGCGACCCGGAGACCAUCCGCCGGCAGGAGGAGCAGGAGAAGAAGAAGAAGCAGGACCUGGACGACGAGGAGAGGAGCGCCAGGUUCAUCGAGGAGCAGGUCCGCCGAGGCCGGGAGGGCAGAGAUGAGGAAACACCGGUGUUCACAGAACUGAAGCGAGAAAGUGAAGAGGAGAAAGUUGCCUUCAAUCUGAGCAAGGGCAUCUGCUCCUCUACUGCGUCAUCCUCAAAAGCAAGUUCUUCCCUGGGCCCUAGUGCCCUCCAGGCUACGGGCUCUGUGAAGAGGAAAACACCAGCUCAGAACUCGGAGUCCAAGGAGAAGAAGAGGUCCGCUCUGGAUGAAAUCAUGGAGAUGGAGGAACAGAAGAGGAAGUCGGUGAGGGCAGACCACUGGCUGUACCCGGACGUUGUGGUUAAGGUGGUCACAAAGAAGCUGGGGGAGAAGUACCAUAAGAAGAAAGGCGUAAUCAAGGAAGUCCAGGAUAAGUACACGGCCGUGGUGAAGAUGAACGACUCGGGUGACAAACUGAAGCUGGACCAGAGCCACCUGGAGACGGUUAUCCCUGCGCUAGGGAAACGGGUUCUGAUACUGAAUGGGGCCUACAAGCAAACGGAGGCCAUACUGGACCGCAUCGAUGAGAAGCGGUUUUCAGCCACUCUGAUCCUGGACUCGGGCCGUCUGAAAGGGAGGCAAGUUGAAGGAAUCGCCUACGAGGACUUCUCCAAAAUGGCCUGAGAGGCACUUCAAUGACCAAACUUGGACAACUCUACUGUGUCAGAGUUUUUUUUUUUUUUGUUGGUUAGUUUUAUUCAUUAUUCUUUUAAAAAUUCAUUUUUCGUAAGUACUCUUGUCUGAUGCUGACAAAAAAUCCCUAGUUAUUACUGCAAUUAUGGAAUCCUCUUCCACGAGAAUGAUUGUCUUGUAUUUUAUCGUUUAUUGUGCAUUCUAGUUGAAAUACAUGCUAACAAAUAAAAUGUUUAUCCAGAGUAAUCAGGACAGGUUUGCUAUAAUUAUUGUGGAAACAUAGGGAAAAGUCAGAAGGUCUGAGGAAUUAAAGGAAGAUGCCAUUUCUAGUGUACAGAAUGUAAAUACAGAUCUAUCAGCCAGUACUGGAGUUUCUUUUUUUUGUUGGGGGGGGGGGGGUGCGCUGUUUUGCCAGAUUACAACCUAUGGAAGCUACACGUGUUUUAGUCCAAUGGUCCAAGCUCACAGAAACUCCAGCUGCGACUGACGGCAUUGGUUUGUGUACAUGUUGAGGCAACCAAUGACGGACCGCCUACAGAGUCCACGUGAAAUGUAUUUGCGUGGUGUUGUUUACACAGUCCUUUUGUAUGCAUGUCACCCCUUUCUGUCCCUCAGAACAUUUAGAUCCCAGAUGCCCAAACACCUCAUACUUAAUUUCUUUGGCUCAGUUUUAUUACUCGCCCUGAACCUCACUUCACUGUUGCUGGUAGAAGCUGUCCAGCUGAGGAACAAGGUAGUCCUUGUAAUGUCCCUCGAUGAAGCCCUUUCCACUGUUGUGAAUAAACCAGCAGAAAACGUC
Molecule: messenger RNA, 2119 nt
Organism: Anguilla anguilla (European eel)
Lineage: Eukaryota; Metazoa; Chordata; Actinopteri; Anguilliformes; Anguillidae
Gene: kin
Product: Kin17 DNA and RNA binding protein
Exons: 12
Coding region: 148-1311 (387 amino acids)
Biological process (GO): DNA replication; DNA damage response
Cellular component (GO): nucleus
Molecular function (GO): double-stranded DNA binding
Source: RefSeq, a predicted model, not a curated record